CCACAAUAGGUGAGGUUUGCAGAGCUGGCUGACUGGCUGGCUGGCUGUAUGCAUGGUUUGGCUGAGCUGAGCCGAGUCGGCUGCACUGGACCUCCUGCUAUGUAUUGCUGAAUGGACAGGACGGGGCAGCGGACGCGAUAGAUGGCACGCUGGCUGGCACGCUGGCACGCAAGCAGACAAGCAGACAAGCAGGCAGACAGGCAUACAUAUAGGCAAGCAGGAAAGCAAGCAGGCAGACAAGCGGGCUAGGCGGACACAAGGAACUUUUUUAACCUACCUACCAACCUAGGGCGGACGAGGACGGGGCCGGGGACAGGGGUCGGGGACGGGGAAUAGGAAUGGGGCACCGGAGGGAUGGGGCACCAGGAAUCUUUUUUGUUUUCUUGUUUUUUUGUCGAGUCAAAGGCAGCACACGGGUACACUUUUACUUUACUUUUUCUACUUUUUUUUUUUUCUUCUGUCUUCGCUCUUCUUCGCUCUUCUUCGACGGCGGUAUCGACAUCGUCAUCGCUGCUUGGUUAACUCGCUCUUACUUACUUACAGCCAGUGUUCGUUUUUUUGGACGUCUCUUUUGUUGGAAGUUUUGUUCUUCUUUCAGUUUUCCUGGUGUGCGUUUUUUUGGUUUGGUGUUGUUUUCUUUACUUGCUUUGAUUUGCUUGCUUGUCUGCCUGCUUAACUGCUGGAUGCCUACCUACCUACAUACCUAUUCCACCACUACUACCAGCUCCUCUUUCUCUUCCUCUAUCUCAUCUCUUUCUCGUCUCCGUCUCUGUUUCCUUCUUCUGCUGCUUUUGCUUCUCGGUCCACUGCUGCUGUUGCUACAACGACGACUUCUAGCCGGGGUUGCUUGCCCCCUCAUCUUCCUGCGGUGUGGUGCAGUCGUUGGGGUCGUGGGAGUCUGCGCUAGUCCUUCCUACGCUGCUGUGCUGUGCUUACCUACCUACUUAUGGUUAUUGCUGCCUUAUGCCAUUUGUUUGCCUGUUGCUUGCUGCCUGUUGCUUGUUGCUUGUUGUUUGGUGUUUGCCUGCUUGCCUGCUUGCCUGUUUGGCUGGCGCUUGUGUGUGUCGUUUGCGUUUGUCUUGGCUUGUCUGCAUGUGUGUGAUGUGAUCGGCUUGGUCGGGCCUGGUUGGGUGAGCUGGGCUUUGGUUUGCUUGUGUGUGUGGUUGUGGUGAAGGGCAGGGCGGAAGUACCGCGAGUCGUGGUCGUGGUCGUGGUGAUGGUGGCUGGGGUUGGGGUGUGGGUGGGAGGUGGUAGUGGCGGCGGCGGUUGCGGCUGCGGCUGCGGCUGCGGUUUUUUACACGUACGCU
Molecule: messenger RNA, 1307 nt
Organism: Aplosporella prunicola CBS 121167
Lineage: Eukaryota; Fungi; Ascomycota; Dothideomycetes; Botryosphaeriales; Aplosporellaceae
Exons: 1
Coding region: 339-1172 (277 amino acids)
Source: RefSeq, a predicted model, not a curated record